UUAUUUAAUUCUAAAAAUUUAUAAAAAAGAUAUAUGAUAUUAUGAUGGAUGGAAUUUUCCGAAAUAUAUGACGAUACAUGCUCUACUGUUGGCAAGCUAGCUAAGGAAGGAAAUUAUAUUGUCCUAAAAAAAUUACUUGAAGAUGGAGCGGUUUAUGAUGCUGCAAAUAAUCAAGGAUGGUUACCUUUGCAUGAGGCUUCAGCUUGUGGCAAUAUAGAAUGUGUUAAAUUAUUAUUAAAACAAAAUAGAAAAAUGAUUGAUUCUCAGACACAUGAAGGCAUGACCCCCUUUCAUCUUGCUGUUGCUAGUAGAUAUUUGAAUGUAGUAAGAUUACUAAUUAAGAUGAAUUGUGACGUUAAUAUAUUAAAUCAUGAAUUAUGUUCACCAUUAUAUACUGCAGUAGUGUGUGAUGAUAUUAUAGUUGUUAAUCUUUUAAUACAAAAUGGUGCUAAUAUUAACCUAGUAUCUUGUUAUCAUUACACCCCAUUAUUAGAAGCUGUUGAUAAAGGUAGUUUUGAAGUUGUUAAUAUAUUAUUAAAGAAUGGAGCUGAUGUUUUGUGCAAAGAUUCUUAUAAUAGGAAUGCAAUAUUUAUUGCUGCUCAAAAUGGACAUUAUGAAAUUUUGAAAUUGAUUUUAGAAAUUAUUGUUGAUCGGACAGAUAAAAUGGGAAUAAUCAACUGUCAAACUAGUGAUGGUGCAACUCCACUUUUUAUAGCAGCUCAAUAUAAUUUUGUGAAGUGUGUUAAGGAGUUGUUAAAAUGGAAAGCAGAUUCAAAUAUAAAAGGCUACGAUGGAAGUUUGCCUCUGCAUAUGGCUUGCCUUAAGGAGAACAAGGAUUGUAUAAAGUGCUUGCUACCACCAGUUUCCAACAUUAUUGGGCUUCAAUCUAAGGAUGUUAUCAACAUUUUUCUAUUCCUUAUAGACCAUUAUAAAGACUCUUCAAUAAAUAUACUUUUAUCAAAUUACCAUUUUUCUUUGGAAAACUUUUUGAUCGACAUUAAUCUACAUCUACAGUUAGAAGAAAUUAUUUAUGAUUAUACUCAACAAGGGAUAUACUUUUUUUCUCCACUAUCGUACUCUAUAUUUGAAAAAAAAAUUACAAUUUUUCAAUCAUUUUUCGAAUAUGAUGAAUCGUCCACUUGCAGCUAUGUCUCCAGUUCCCAAAUAAUAGACCACCUUGCCGCUUCCAUAUUAUCGUCCUCUAACAUCCCAUUUAAAUACAUUAGAACUCUUUUAUCCACCAUCAAACUAGUUAAUCCCGCUUAUUUAAUAUAUAUGUUACCCGUUUUUACUUGGUGCAAUUCAACCACAUUCGACGUUAUAUUCGACUUUAUAAAAAUUGGGUACUUGGAUCCUGACCUGCCCAUUGACCAUUAUUUUGGAGAAAUUACCCAUAAACCGGAUAUAGAUUAUGCGAGAUUUACGCGGACCAAAGAUCGGCGUACGCUUUUAGAUCACAGUCGAGAUUACCUGGAAAAUCAUGUUAACACAAAAGAACCGGAAGUUACAAAUACAAGCGCAAACAAUUUCAAAAGCAUAAUGCAAAACUAUUAUGGAAGAGCAUAUCCAAUCAUGUUAAAAUUCUCAACUCGAUCGUGCAACUACCCAAGAGCCGAUUUGCUGAUAGACAGUAAUACCGCUUAUGAUGGUUCUCUGGAGCCUAAAAAUAUAGCGAAUUUACAACACAUGUGCCGCCUUCGAUUGAGACGAUGGUAUUUGUUUAGUCCUCCAAAUUCCUCUAUAAAAUUAGAAUACAUACAUCUUUGCAUGCCCCAAUAUUCGUGGGACGAUCAUAUUAUCGAAGACGCGUCAUCAUCUCUCCAUUGUUUGCCUCAAGUCAUCAAAAAUUAUAUCGCGUUUAAGGAUUGUAGAAUAUAAAUUCUUUUAGAUGUUAUUAUUUGCUUCGAUUGUAAUACACUAUUUAUAUACUUUUUUUUAAUACUCAUUUUAUUAAAUAACUAAGGAAUUAAUUGAAAAAUAA
Messenger RNA from Gordionus sp. m RMFG-2023, 1981 nucleotides. Its product is annotated as alpha-latroinsectotoxin-Lt1a-like. Gene Ontology annotation, biological process: protein localization to ciliary inversin compartment. Lineage: Eukaryota; Metazoa; Nematomorpha; Gordioida; Chordodea; Parachordodidae. Bases 49 to 1878 code for a protein of 609 amino acids. Gene Ontology annotation, molecular function: protein binding. The transcript is spliced from 8 exons. The record is from RefSeq and is a predicted model, not a curated record. Gene Ontology annotation, cellular component: ciliary inversin compartment.